AUGUCUGCCGCCGACGAUGGCAUUAAAGCACAAACUACCAUCAUCCCAGAAAAUGAAUCGAUUAUAGAAAAAUUGGGCAAAUCACCUUAUCCAGCAUGGAUAAUGUCCGGAUUAUGUUUAAGCUCAAUACCAGUAGCAGCCAAAAGCACAUUAGGAAUGCCAUCAGUGUUUCAAUGUAGUGCAUUUGGUUUGAUUUUUGCUGGUGCGGGUGAUUUUAAAGAUAUAUGA
Molecule: messenger RNA, 228 nt
Organism: Entrophospora sp. SA101
Lineage: Eukaryota; Fungi; Glomeromycota; Glomeromycetes; Entrophosporales; Entrophosporaceae
Source: the annotation of a GenBank genome assembly